GGCUCUGCGUGAUGAGCGGUGCGGCCAUCUUCACAGUGAGGCACACGGACUGGCACGAAGCCUCGGAAAACACCUCCUACGGCUUCGCCUAUAUCCUGGCGUGGCUGGCCUUCCCCCUGGCCCUCGCCAGCGGCAUCGUCUACGUCAUCCUACGGAAGCGGGAGUGAUGCCGCGGGAGGCGGCGUGGCGUGACAAGGGCACUCAUGACGUCCACGGAGGAGACAGAGGCGGGGGAAAAUAGACGAGAAAACCGAGAAGAAAAUUAACCAAAAAAAA
Molecule: messenger RNA, 276 nt
Organism: Pterocles gutturalis (yellow-throated sandgrouse)
Lineage: Eukaryota; Metazoa; Chordata; Aves; Pterocliformes; Pteroclidae
Product: peripheral myelin protein 22-like
Exons: 1
Cellular component (GO): membrane
Source: RefSeq, a predicted model, not a curated record